Molecule: messenger RNA, 546 nt
Organism: Eruca vesicaria subsp. sativa (arugula)
Lineage: Eukaryota; Viridiplantae; Streptophyta; Magnoliopsida; Brassicales; Brassicaceae
Source: the annotation of a GenBank genome assembly
AUGGAAGUUGUUUUGAAGCAGGAGGACUAUAAUGGGAAACUCUCUGACUUUGGACUAGCUAGAGACGGUCCAACGGGUGAUCAAAGCUAUGUUAGUACAAGGAUUAUGGGUACAUAUGGCUACGCGGCUCCUGAGUAUAUGUCAUCAGGUCACUUAAAUGCAAGAAGCGAUGUGUACAGUUUUGGAGUUGUACUUUUAGAGAUUUUGACGGGUAAACAAGCGUUGGACGAUAACAGGCCAGCUAAAGAAGAAAGCCUUGUGGAAUGGGCUCGACCGUAUUUCGCAAGCAAACGGAAGGUUCUCAAAAUCGUGGACGCUCGGUUAGAGACACAGUACCUACCCGAAGAGGCGGUGAGAUUGGCUAGCAUUGCGGUUCAGUGUCUCUCGUUGGAACCCAAGGCGCGCCCGACCAUGGAACAAGUGGUCCGUGCCUUGCAACAACUUCAGGACAACUUGGGAAAACCAACUAAGACCGAUCCGGAUAAGGAUGCUAAGAAAGAUAGGUUUAAAACCGGAUCUAAGUUACCAGAAAGACGGUCCAAAUAA